Messenger RNA from Cryphonectria parasitica EP155, 6531 nucleotides. RefSeq lists its product as uncharacterized. The transcript is spliced from 2 exons. The record is from RefSeq and is a predicted model, not a curated record. Gene Ontology annotation, cellular component: nucleus. Gene Ontology annotation, molecular function: ATP binding; nucleic acid binding. Lineage: Eukaryota; Fungi; Ascomycota; Sordariomycetes; Diaporthales; Cryphonectriaceae. The coding region runs from base 1 to 6531 and encodes 2176 amino acids.
AUGUCUGGCGAAAAUUAUCAGCGCGAUGUGUCGCAGUACAAGUACUCGGCGAUGUCCAACCUGGUCCUCCAGGCGGACCGCCGUUUCGUGACGCGACGGACAGACGAAGCAACUGGCGACCCAGAAUCGUUGGCGGGACGUCUUUCGAUCACAGACAUGGGCGCACGUGUCGCUCGCGACGCUGUUCCCAGACAAAAGAAGUUGAACCUGCCGGCUGUGGAGAGGGGCAACGUCCGCGAGGGCGAGGACAUCCUGCGGCAGCAGCAGAAGAAGAAGGGGGCGGAUCUGUCGAGAGGAGGAAGCAUCCUGUCAGGGGCUGACGCCCUGGUAGAAGGCCUCCGGUACAGACCGCGGACCCAGGCGACAAGAGCGACGUUUGACCUGAUCUUGACCAUCGUGGCCAACAAUCUUGGCGAUGUGCCGCAAGAAGUGGUGCGCAGUGCUGCUGAUGCAACACUGGAGUACCUCAAGGAUGAGGAUCUGAAAGAUUUCGACAAAAAGAAGGAGGUUGACGAUCUGCUCGGUGUCACUCUGAGCCCAAAGGAAUUUAACGAGCUCAUGAAUCUGGGAAAGAAAAUCACAGAUUUCGACGCAGAAGACGACGACGAGGAGAUGGCAGCUGCCGAGGACGAGGGAGAAAUCGACGACCGUCAAGGUGUCGCUGUUGCAUUCGAAGAUGAGGAUGAAGACGGCGAUGGCAUUGUCGACGAAGUCCACGAAGAAGAGGCAGGCUUAGCUGAUGGGGAUGCCAUGAUAAUUGACUCGGCUCCAGCCCGCGGCAAGACACAGAAGAAGACCAGCGACGCCAACUCCAUACCCGCCUUCCAGAUCGAUGCCUUCUGGCUCCAGCGACAGAUAGGACGACUCUAUCCCGAUGCCCACAUACAACACGACAAGACCAUACAAGCCCUGCACAUUCUGUCUGGAGAGCCAGACGAGGAGGGUGGUGACGAAAAGCAACUCCGAGAGAUCGAAAACGACCUCAUGGAGUUGUUCGACUAUGAGCAUCAUGAGGUCGUUCAGGAGCUCAUCGCAAACAGAGAGAAGGUUGUGUGGCUUACCAGAUUGGCUCGCGCCGAGAAUGCACAAGCACGUGAGAUCAUCGAGCGCGAAAUGGCUUCCGAGGGUCUGCAGUGGAUCCUUGAUGAACUUCGUGGCAAGACUGGCGACGAGAAGAAGGGCAAGCUGGAGAUCAAGAUGGACAUCGAUAAGGCCGAGUUCAAGGAAGAGGCGAAGCCGGAGCGCCCAGAAGCUCACUUAAUCGGCGGGCUGCAACCGAAGAAGCUGCUCAACCUGGAUAACCUCGUCUUUGACCAAGGAAAUCACCUGAUGACGAACCCCAAAGUCAGACUGCCAGAGGGCUCUACGAAACGAGCAGGCAAAGGCUAUGAAGAGAUUCACGUCCCGCCUCCCAAGAAGCGCAACGACCCCAGCGAUAACCUGAUCCCCGUUUCCGAGAUGCCAGAGUGGGCUCGGGAGCCUUUCAGUACCGUCAAGUCUCUCAACAAGAUUCAGUCCAGAUGCUAUCCAUCAGCUUUCGAAGACGAUGGCAACAUGCUUGUGUGUGCUCCGACAGGGUCUGGAAAGACGAACGUGGCGUUUUUAGCCAUGCUGCGGGAGAUCGGCAAGCACAGAGAUCCAGAGACGGGAGAGAUUGACUUGGAUGCAUUCAAGAUUGUCAGCAUCGCUCCCCUCAAGGCCCUGGUGCAAGAGCAAGUAGGCAAUUUUGGCAAACGACUGGAGCCCUACGGAAUCAAGGUAUCGGAGUUGACGGGCGAUCGUCAACUUACCAAGCAGCAGAUCGCGGAAACCCAAGUCAUUGUCACCACGCCCGAAAAGUGGGAUGUCAUCACCCGCAAGGCAACCGAUACCUCUUACACCAAUCUCGUGCGCCUGAUUUGCAUUGACGAGAUUCAUCUCCUUCACGACGAUCGUGGGCCUGUUCUUGAGAGCAUCGUCAGUCGAACCAUCCGAAAGACGGAACAGACAGGCGAGCCGGUGAGAAUCAUCGGCCUGUCGGCUACCCUGCCCAACUAUCGAGAUGUUGGUAGUUUUCUUCGGGUUGAUCCUGAGAAAGGCAUGUUCCACUUCGAUGGCACAUAUAGGCCUUGCCCCUUGCGACAGGAGUUCAUUGGUGUCACGGAGAGGAAAGCCAUCAAGCAGCUUAAGGUCAUGAACGACGUCACAUACAACAAAGUUCUGGAGCACGUGGGCAAGAACAGGAACCAGAUGCUGAUCUUCGUUCAUUCGCGGAAAGAAACGGCAAAGACCGCCAAAUACAUCCGUGACAAGGCAAUGGAGAUGGAUACUAUUAACCAGAUCUUGAAGAGCGACGUCGGCAGUCGCGAGAUCCUACAGGAGGCUUCAGACCAAGCUACUGACAAAGAUCUGAAGGACCUUCUUCCUUACGGUCUUGGUAUCCAUCAUGCCGGUAUGGGCCGCGCAGACAGGACUGAUGUGGAAGACCUCUUCGCGGAUGGACAUAUACAAGUUCUUGUCUGUACAGCAACACUCGCUUGGGGAGUCAAUCUACCCGCACACACCGUCAUCAUCAAAGGCACGCAAGUCUACUCUCCCGAGAAGGGUAGCUGGGUGGAACUCAGCCCCCAAGAUGUACUGCAAAUGUUGGGCCGUGCUGGACGGCCUCAGUAUGAUACCUUCGGCGAAGGCAUCAUAAUCACCAGCCAAGGAGAGAUGCAGUACUACCUUUCUCUUAUGAAUCAGCAGCUUCCCAUUGAGAGUCAGCUCGUCAGCCGCUUGGUGGAUAACCUCAAUGCAGAGGUCGUGCUGGGUAAUGUACGGACCCGCGAUGAAGGUGUCGACUGGCUGGGCUACACGUAUUUGUUUGUGAGGAUGCUCAGGUCACCUGGCCUCUACAGUGUCGGCGUUGAGUACGAGGAUGACGAGGGCCUAGAGCAAAAGCGGGUGGACCUCGUUCAUUCCGCGGCACAUGUCCUACGGAAGGCGAACUUGAUCAAGUAUGACGAGAAGACCGGCAAGAUGCAGGCUACCGAACUCGGGCGGAUCGCGUCGCACUACUACAUCACCCACGGGUCCAUGGAGACGUACAACAACCUCAUCCAGCCGUCCAUCACCAACAUCGAACUUUUCCGAGUCUUUGCACUGAGUGCCGAGUUCAAGUAUAUCCCCGUCCGGCAAGAGGAGAAGCUCGAGAUCGCAAAAUUGUUGACCAGAGUGCCGAUACCCGUGAAGGAGAGUAUCGAAGAGGCGCACUGCAAGAUCAAUGUGCUUCUCCAAGCGUAUAUCUCCCGCCUAAGGCUUGACGGCCUGGCCUUGAUGGCUGACAUGGUCUACGUUACGCAAUCUGCAGGGCGUAUAUUGCGGGCCAUCUUUGAGAUUGCCCUGAAAAAGGGCUGGGCUUCUGUCGCCAAAACGGCUCUGAAUCUCUGCAAAAUGGCAGAGAAGCGAAUGUGGCCCACGAUGACACCCUUGCGGCAGUUCCACAACUGCCCAAGAGACAUUGUUCAGAAGGCAGAGCGGACGGAAGUUCCAUGGAGUAGUUUUUUCGAUCUCGACCCUCCGCGCAUGGGGGAGCUUCUGGGAAUGCCCAAGGCAGGCCGAACAGUCGUUGGCUUUGUCAACAAGUUCCCAAGAGUCGAGGUUCAAGCACAAAUCCAACCCUUGACGAGGUCCAUGUUACGUGUCGAGUUGACGAUCACGCCUAACUUUGAGUGGGACGAGGAGAUACACGGACUUGCGGAGAGCUUUUGGAUUCUCGUGGAGGACUGCGACGGCGAGGAGAUGUUGUUUCACGAUACUUUCCUCCUACGCAAAGAUUACGCUGAGGCGGAGUCGAAUGAGCAUGUCGUCGACUUCACUGUCCCCAUCGUAGAUCCUAUGCCCCCUAAUUAUUUCAUUUCAGUCGUCUCUGACCGAUGGAUGCAUUCUGAGACCAGGAUCGCUGUCUCGUUCCAGAAACUCAUCCUCCCAGAGAAGUUCCCUCCUCACACGGAACUUCUCGACCUUCAGCCUCUUCCGGCAUCCGCUCUGAAGGUGAAAGAGUAUGUUGCACUGUAUCCCCAGUGGGAUCGCUUCAACAAGAUACAAACGCAGACCUUCAACUCUCUUUAUUCCACAGACAACAAUGUCUUUGUGGGUGCGCCGACAGGAAGCGGCAAGACUGUCUGUGCAGAGUUUGCACUUCUCCGCCACUGGUCUCAAUCUGAUGCUGGACGUGCUGUCUAUGUUGCACCUUUCCAAGAGCUUGUAAAUAUCAGGUUCCAGGACUGGCAGAAGCGCCUUUCUGGUCUAAGAGGCGGCAAGGACAUCGUCAAGUUGACUGGCGAGACUGCAGCCGAUCUCAAGCUGCUCGAGCAGGGUGAUUUGAUCCUGGCGACGCCAAUCCAGUGGGAUGUCUUAUCAAGGCAGUGGAAGAGGAGAAAGAAUGUGCAGGCCGUCGAGCUCUUCAUUGCUGAUGAGCUGCAACUCUUGGGCGGCUCUACGGGCUACGUCUACGAGACCAUAGUGUCCAGGAUGCACUACAUCCGCACGCAGACGGAAAAGUCAAUGAGGAUUGUUGGCCUCGGCGUCUCGCUCGCCAAUGCCAGGGAUGUGGGCGAAUGGAUUGACGCCAAGAAGCACGACAUCUACAACUUCAGUCCGCAUGUUCGCCCUAUCCCGUUGGAGCUCCACAUACAAUCAUACACCAUUCCUCAUUUCCCAUCUCUCAUGCUCGCGAUGGCCAAACCGACAUACCUCGCCAUCACUCAGAUGUCUCCAGACAGGCCUGCUUUGGUCUUUGUUCCCAACCGGAAACAAACACGAGCUACGACGAGGGACAUUCUCACGGCGUGCCUGGCAGAGGACGACGAGGACCGGUUCCUUCACGUCGACACCCAGCAGAUCCGACCCCUCCUCGAUCGUGUACACGAGGAAGCCUUGGCUGAGGCCCUGUCCCAUGGUGUCGGCUACUACCACGAGGCCCUCAGCAACGAUGACAAGCGGAUCGUCAAGUAUUUGUACGACAAUGGCGCCAUACAGGUGCUAGUAGCAUCUCGCGAAGUCUGCUGGGAGCUCGACUGCACCGCCCACCUCGUCAUUGUGAUGGGCACACAAUACUUCGAGGGUCGUGAGCACCGAUACGUGGAUUACCCCAUGACCGACGUCCUGCAGAUGUUCGGCAAGGCUCUGCGCCCAUCGGCGGACGGUCGGGGACGCGGUGUCCUCAUGGUUCCCGGAGUGAAGAGAGAGUACUACAAAAAGUUCCUCAACGAAGCGCUGCCCGUCGAGUCACACCUCCACUCAUACUUACAUGACGCUUUCGUUACAGAGAUCAGCACCCGCAUGAUCGAAUCUGGUGACGAUGCUAUCAACUGGAUGACGUUUACGUACUUCUACCGCCGCCUGCUGGCCAACCCGAGCUUCUACAGUCUGCUCGAUACCACGCAGGACGCGCUUAGCCAAUACCUGUCAGACCUUGUAGAGACGACCCUCAAGGAACUUGACGAAUCCAAGAUCAUCGAGUUCGACGAAGAGGACGGUUCUGUGACGCCUCAAAACGCGGCCAUGAUCGGUGCUUACUACAACAUCUCAUACAUCACCAUGCAGACCUUCCUGCUCUCGCUCAGCGCGCGCACGAAGCUCAAGGGCAUACUUGAAAUUGUGACGUCGGCGACCGAAUUCGAGGCCAUCCAGAUCCGCAGGCACGAGGAUAGUCUUCUGCGACGCAUCUACGAUCGCGUGCCGGUCAAGAUGUCCCAGCCCGACUUUGACUCGCCACACUUCAAGGCGUUCGUACUGCUGCAAGCGCACUUCUCCAGGAUGCAGCUGCCAAUUGACUUGGCCAAGGAUCAAGAAGUCAUCCUGACCAAGGUCAUCAGUCUUCUCAGCGCGACUGUUGAUAUUCUUUCCUCGGAUGGCCACCUUAAUGCCAUGAACGCUAUGGAGAUGUCACAGAUGGUGGUCCAGGGCAUGUGGGAUCGCGACAGCCCGCUCAAGCAGAUUCCUCACUUCACUUCGGAGGUGGUCAAGGUGGCCAACAAAUUCGGCAUCAAGGAUAUCUACGACUUCAUGGAGGCGAUGAACCCCGAGGAAAAUCCUCAGUACAGCGAGCUCAUCAAGGCCAUGGCUCUGUCCCAAAAGCAACUGUCCGAGGCUGCCAUGUUCACCAACAGCAAAUACCCCGAUAUCUCCCUUGAGUUUGAGGUCGAGGAUCCCGAGAACCUGCACGCAGGCGAACCGUCGUUCCUCAACAUUCAAAUCGAGCGCGAGGUGGAGGAAGAUGACGAGGUCGACCUCGUGGUUCAUGCGCCGUUUUACCCAGCCAAGAAGGCGGAGAACUGGUGGCUGGUGGUGGGUGAUGAGAGCUCCAAGACGCUCCUGGCUAUCAAGCGUGUCACGGUGGGGCGCCAGCUGAAGGUCAAGCUGGAGUUCACGGUGCCUACGCCUGGAAAACACGAGUUGAAACUCUUCUUGAUGAGCGACAGCUACGUUGGGGUGGAUCAGGAGCCUGGGUUCGAGGUCACAGUGUCUGAAGGGAUGGAGGUUGAUGAGGAGAGCGAUGACGAAUAG